AUGGCGGCCGACAUCGACACCAAGUACACGUCAGGUGCAGAGCUCAUUCCUUCCAGCGUCGCAGCGGGUUCGAGCACUCAGAGCCAGGUGCUGGCGGCCCCGGUCGUUGGGACGGAAGUUCCCUGGGCGAUGACGCCGGAUACCGCCAAUACCUUCGCCGCCGGAGCGGUUGUGACUGCCAAUGAGGAUCCAGUAAUCGUGGACGAUAGCGUCACGAUCAGCGACACUAAGACGUCACAACCGAUAUUCACCAUUGACGUCACGGAUGCGGACACAACCGACCUCGUGGCGGUUACUUCCGGUUUCAGCGUCACGAAGACUGCCGGAAGUUCCCUUUUCUCUGUGUUUAAGAAUGCCACGGGAUAUUAUAUUCGCAGCGGCGCCUCCUUGAGCGCCGGAAUUUAUCCCCUGACUAUCACCGCCACCGACCGCUGCGGCGACACCGCCACCGGAACGAUAACAGUCACCGUCACGAAUACCGCCCCGGUCUUUGUUCCGGUUUCUCUUCAAACCAUUCACCCGACCCCGAUCAGUGACGUAACGACUACGGCUAGUUCUCUCUAUACAUUUGACGUAACGGACACGAAUCCAAUAACGUGCACAGUCGAUAACACCAAGUUUGAAAUCAAAACGGUUGGAUCAGCCUACGAACUUUGGCUGAAGGCGGGGUCAGCGAGUACGCUGAAUCAUGACGUCACCGCUGAAGAAUCCAUGACGAUCACGUGCAGUGACGGGACGGACCAAAUCACCAGCAGUUACAAGGUGGACAUUUCGGACGCGGUCCCCGUUCUAACCAAUUUUGCCGGUACUUCCGGUCCGCUGGGAGACCUAUCGCCAGUGGGCACUUCUGUUCACCAGUUCACCGUCACCGACCAGGAUGACGCCAUUUCCUGUUCCAUCAACGCGCCGGAGAGCGCAAAGUUUGGCAUCACUAAGGUGGAUACCGCUACCGGAGCUCAACGGUUCGACGUCAUGACGAUUGCCACGCUUGAUUACGACUCUGCUACGAGUUACACGAUCACCGUCACGUGUACUGACGCUAUCAACCCUUUGACGUCAUCAAGGACCAUCAACUUAGCAGAUGACAAACCCGUUUUCUCCGGACUUCCGGCUACGUUGUCGCCGGCACGGAACGACGGCUUUCAGACGGCGACGUCACUUCGCACGUUUAGCGUCACGGACGCGAACGACCAGAGUAUUAUCACGUGCUCUAUACAGCCGCCGAUGGACAGCUUCUUCAACCUGGUUCCCGGCACGGCGCCGACAUUUGCGAUCUGGGUCAAAGCCGGCGUGACGUUGGACGCAGCGUCAUCACCUCUCCUCGUAAACGUCCAGUGCGUUGACGACAGAUCGCCGGCGAAUACCAUUACCGAAACGUUCACUGUUCCCUUACUUGACAAGCCUCCGACGUUCGUUUCGGGAAUUCCCGCAACAUCUCCGUCUAUUUCCGACUCGACCGUCAUCGCGACGUCACUUGGUGUAUUCACCGUUACCGACCCCGACACGACGUGCAGUAUUACGUCACCGGUGACGUCAGUGUAUGAGAUCAGACCAUUGACGUCACCGGCAGAUCCUCAAAAGCCGGAGUUCCAAGUGUGGAUCAGUGCCGCCGUUACUCAAGCGUCUAUAGACUUCAAUGACCAGGCGGUUCCGUUGCCGUUGACGAUCACGUGUACGGACGGAAACACCGCCAUCACGGGAACGUUCAGCGUCAACAUUGUUGACGAGCCGCCGGUGAUAUCAGCACUUCCGGCGAGCGGAACGGCUAUCAACGACGGUCUACAGACGACCGCCGCAAUUCUACACACGUUCAGCGUGACAGACAGCGAUGACGCCGUAACGUGCUCCGUGAGAACGCCGCAAAACGCCCGUUUUGAAGUGGUAGCCGCCACUAGCCCAGCGUUCAAUAUCCGCGUUAAAGCGGGGGCGACUUUAUCGGCCGCCGAUGGACCUCACGUCAUAAACGUGGAUUGUACAGAUAGCGUCAACACCGUCAGUUCGACGUUCACACAGCCAGCCUGUAUUAAUACGCCGCCGACUUUUGUCUCCGGCAUGCCUGGAAGUUCAGCCAGCAUCUCUGACGCCACUGUCGCCCCGACGCUGCUCGGAAAGUUCACAACUACAGACCCUGAUACCACGUGCUCUGUGACGUUACCUGUAGCCUCUGCGUAUGAGGUCAGAAAAGUGACGUCACCGGUGAAUCCUCAACAACCGGAGUUCGAAGUGUGGAUCAAAAGCACCGUAACUCAGACGUCUAUCGACUUUAAUGACCAGGCUGUUCCGUUGCCGUUAACGAUAAGAUGUACUGACGGCAACGUCGCCAGUGAUAUCACGGGAACGUUUAACGUCAAUAUUGUCGACGAGCCCCCGGUUAUUACUUUACUACAUUCUACCGGAAGUUCCAUCAACGACGGUUUGCAGGCGGCCGCGGCGACUCUCCAUACGUUCAGCGUGACCGACAGCGACGACCUUGUCACGUGCUCUAUACAAGCGCCGGAAGCCACCUUUUUUGAAGUGGUACCCGCAACUAGCCCAGCGUUCAAUAUCCGCGUGAAAGCAGGAGUGACGUUAGUUGCAGCUGUUAGUCCGUACGUCGUGAACGUUGAUUGCACAGAUGCCGUAACCGUCGUCAAUUCAACGUUCACACAGCCCGUACUUGAUAAGCCACCGACAUUUGUGACUGGAAUUCCCGGAAAUUCCCCUGACGUCUCAGACGACACCGUGAUUGCGACGUCAUUGGGGAAGUUCACAACUACGGACCCGGAUACGACGUGUUCUGUGACGUCACCCGUGACAACAGUCUAUGAGAUCAGAAAAAUUGCGUCACCGACCGAUCCCCAGAAACCGGAGUUCGAAGUGUGGAUCAGUAACGCCGUUACCCAGGCGUCUAUCGACUUCAAUGACCAGGCUGUUCCGCUGCCGCUAACAAUCAAGUGCACAGACGGAAACGUUGUCAAUGACAUCACGGGGACGUUUAACGUCAACAUCGUCGACUCGCCACCGGUAUUCACCGCACUGCCUGCGACCGGAACAAACAUUUUCGACGGUCUCAAACCCGCCACCGAGACCCUUCACACGUUCAGCGUCAUCGAUAGCGACGACGCCGUUAUGUGCUCUGCAAGAUCGCCGGAAAACGCCCUUUUUGAAGUGGGCGCCGGCGUUGCACCAAGGUUUACAAUUAACGUAAAGGCGGGGGUAACGCUAAGAGCAGCGAACGGACCUUACGUCAUCAACGUCGACUGCUCAGAUGGCGUCAAUAACGUCACUGCGAAGUUCACACAACCAGUGAUCGAUACGCCGCCGACGUUUGUAUCCGGGAUCCCCGGAAGUUCCCCUAACGUCUCUGACGUCACUGUCACACAGACGUUACUCGGAAAGUUUACGACUACAGACCCGGAUACGGCGUGUUCUGUGACGUCACCAUCCACCACCGUGUAUGAGAUCAGAAAUGUGACGUCACCGGUGAAUGUUUCUCAGCCAGAAUUUGAAGUCUGGAUCUCUAGCACUGUGACGGAAUCUGCCAUCGACUUCAACGACCAGGCGGUGCCGUUGGCGUUAACGAUACGGUGUACUGACGGCAAUCCCGUCAACGUCAUCACUGGGACGUUCAACGUCAACAUCGUUGAUGAGGACCCAGUUCUGACGUCAUUUCCGACGACGUCAUAUCAGUUCCUAGAAGACACUUCCGUCCCCGCCCUGCAACUCAACUCAUUCAGCCUUAAAGAUUCUGAUGACGCCAUAUCCUGUAAAGUGGACCCUGCCACACCGGAAGCGACGCAUUUUGAGAUCAGAGCCGGAACUGUACCAGCGUUCCAGAUUUGGUACAAGGGACGCCCGCCAGCGUCCCUGAACUAUGACGUCACGCCCGUUCAUAACGUCACGAUUAUUUGCGACGACGGUAACGUCUUUAGCGCGAGAUAUCACUACGCAGUGGAACUGGAAAACAGCCCUCCGGUGUUUGUUAACCUCCCUGCGGUUACUUUACCGUCAAUAGCCGAGUCAGUGACGUCUAAAACAUUGCUAUAUACUCUCACAGUAUCGGACCUAGGCGUUCCACCAUGUUACUUGAGCGAUACUGCGCUUGCCGCGGGAAUUCUACCCUUAGAGCAAAGUACUGUGACACCACCAAAUACGCAGUACCUGGUGUACGCCCACAAUCCAGGCGGAUUUGAUUUCGAAGGAAGUUCCGGAGCCGUGAACGUCGAGAUCACGUGCGGCGACUCCGUGUCCACCGUCAAAGAGACGCUGAUUGUGAACAUAAUCAAUACGGCACCGGUGAUCACUAACCCAGGGGGCUCCAGUGACGUCGCUGAGGACGUUAGCGGAACGUUGACGUUAAAGACGUUGGAUUUCGUCACUUUCGAUACGUCUGACGCCACCUGCUCAAUGACGAGCGCUGACGGGGGACCAUUCGCCGUCACUGGCAACCAAAUCGUGAAGACGGCUGGAGCUCUGGACUUUGAGACAAAGGCGACGUAUAAUCUUGACGUCACGUGCACUGACGGCCUUCUUCAAACCACGGAUACUUACGUCGUCAAAGUCCAAAACGUCGGUCCAAAGAUAACGAGUUUGCCGACGGCGUCAACUCUGGACGAGUGGCAGACUGCGGAAAAGCAACUCACGACGUUGACGUUAACGGAGGACGCGGCUGACUGCGUUCAGACGUCACCAACGUAUAACGAGUUUAACGUCAAAUACGAGCCCGCCACAAAAGUAUGGGUGAUCUACUACGUCAGCGAGGCGGUGGCGGGGCGGUCGCUUAGCUACGAUACGAACCCCUUCUACAACCUGCACAUUCAGUGCAGCGACGCCGCGGGGGUCAAAGGGGCGGAGAAGAUUUUCACCGUCCAUAUUAACGAUAACAAAGCGCCGACGAUCGACAACCUUAGCAGGUCGCCUAUUACAAAACUUAGCCUCGUCGCAAAAGACUUCAGCGCUACCGACACCGUGUUUACCGCUACCGGAAGUGACGUGGAAAACGAUAACGUCAUCUACAGUAUGCUGUCCUGUACCCCGAAUGCCACGUGUCCAUUCAUCAUGUCUCCGAAUGGAGACAUAGUAACGAACGCGGAUCUUCAUUCGUACCCUAACAACUCGUUCCAACUCUCGGUUGUGGCAACAGACAAGUAUAACAAGAAUCCGACUCCGUACACCGUCAUUGUGGAAAUAACAGAUAUAAACACUGUGCCAAAGCUGACGAACGUUCCAAAAAUCGACGUUUUAGCCGUCUACGAAAACAACGCCGCCGGUGACGUUAUAUAUGACAUAAAUCACGAGGACCCGGAUGUUGGUGACGUCAUAAAGUACUUUUGCAACUUCAUCGACGGUGGCGCAGAUUAUUUCACAUGCGAUUCUGCAACGGGCGAAAUUCGCGCCAAGUCCGUGAUUAAUUUCGAAAAGGUCAACAAACUCUCGUACGAGGUCGUGAUUCACGCCUACGACGGCUACGGCAAUUCCACGACCGAGACUUUGACGCUGCUCAUCAGUGACGUCAACGAGAAACCGGAAUUCACAACAACGACUUGGACGAUCACGAAAAACGACGAAGGCGGGCCCGGAGAGCAGAUCAGCUGUCCGGACUUUAAGAACGACAUAGAGGACGAAGAUGUGGGCGACGUCCACACGUACAAGAUGUCGUGCCCCCGGGGCCUUGGCGUCUUCGUCAUGGAUCCCCUCACCGGAUGCGUUACCAUGACCAAGGAGUGGGACCUGGACGCGGCCAACAAGCGUCUGGGGGAGGAGACUAUUGUGUGCACCGUGACGGCCACCGACCGCCGUGGACUGACGACCACCGCCACGUUCAAUAUAAAGAUCAAGGAAGAGGACGACAACAAACCCUUCCUGUCGCAGACCUCCUACGUGUACUGCGCGACCGUGGGUUCCACUUCCGGUACGCUGGGUCAGGUGACCUCAACCGACAAUGACGUACUCGACGCGCAUAAGACCAAGAAUUUUGAGUUUGUCGGAAGUGGACCCUUCUACGCAUCCGGGACCGGAAGUCUGACGUACGGUGAUUUGAGCUCUUACGCAAAAGGCACUAAAUUUGAAACCACCCUCAGGGUAACAGAUUCCACCGGUCACUACGACGAAUCCCCUGUCACCAUUUUCAUCUGCGACCCACCGCCACCAGCGCCAUCAAAUCCCAACAGCGCUAGUGGCGCAUCGUCGGCGUCGGCAACUUCCGGCGGCAUAGAUAACUUCCUGUAUUGGCUGAUUCCGGCGCUGCUCCUUCUGGCGCUCAUGGCGGGGCUGGCCGUGUAUCUCAUCCGGCGAUGCAUCCAAGGCGGCCGAUGCGGUUCGUGUUACCAGUCGCGCACCGUGAAGACGAUCCGACCGCUUCAAGACCCAGCAAGGGGCCAGUCCCGCGUGAUCACCGCCAGGGAGGUCGACGAGCGUCAGGCGGUCUACCGCAAGCCCCCCACCCCUUCAACAUCAACGCCUCCGCCACCUCCACCACCGCCACCGACAGAAAAAGGGACAAUCGCUCCGUGCGAGCUUCCUAUCGUCCACUACCACGCACGUGAUGUGGGGAAUCUAGGUGCUAUGUACCCGAAGUAUUGAGAUCAGUAAACAGCGAUCUCCGUGACUUUUCGUGAAUCUUCGGAAUGUUAUCUUCAGACUAUUAAGAGACAAUUCCAUGACUUUUUGAAAAUCUUCGGAAUAUUAAAAAAAAAUUUUUUUCAAACCAAUCAAACCGGAUCGUUAUGCGUUUAAUUUCCAAUGUUUAAAAAUAUAUUUUGGGUUUAUUGAACGCUUAUGUCGAAUACAAGUAUACACAAGACUUGCUUAAUAUUUGUAAAUGACAUCGUUACAAAAUAUAAUUUACUUGAUGA
Molecule: messenger RNA, 6833 nt
Organism: Dreissena polymorpha
Lineage: Eukaryota; Metazoa; Mollusca; Bivalvia; Myida; Dreissenidae
Exons: 43
Coding region: 1-6561 (2186 amino acids)
Biological process (GO): homophilic cell-cell adhesion
Cellular component (GO): membrane
Molecular function (GO): calcium ion binding
Source: RefSeq, a predicted model, not a curated record